Molecule: messenger RNA, 1978 nt
Organism: Tarenaya hassleriana
Lineage: Eukaryota; Viridiplantae; Streptophyta; Magnoliopsida; Brassicales; Cleomaceae
Product: serine/threonine-protein kinase HT1-like
Exons: 4
Coding region: 388-1611 (407 amino acids)
Biological process (GO): protein phosphorylation
Molecular function (GO): ATP binding; protein kinase activity
Source: RefSeq, a predicted model, not a curated record
AUCGAUUGCUGGGAAAGUAAAGGGGAAACUCCUUCUUCUCCUUCUUCUCCUCCUCAGGUUUCUGGGUAGGAAAUCGAUUGGAGGUAAGCGUUUGGAUUUGAGGUUCGAUUACCUAGGGUUUGGGAGUUUUCAAUCGGAGUUUUUUAUUUCUUCGUCUGGAUGUCGAAAGCAAGGGUUUGGAGUUAGCUUCAUGUGAUUGCCGCGCAUAACGGCUGUUUUUGGUACUCGGAAGCUUAGUUUAGAGCAUAGAUGGUGUAGAACAACACAACCUUCAACGCGACUCAAGACCUCCGGAAGCAAAACUCUGCCAUUUUUUUUAUCUCCCAGGUUCUUGCUCUUGUUCAGAGUUUGGUCGGGCUUCUUACCACGUAACACGGGUUCGGAAAGAUGCUCGAGGGUCCGAAGUUCAAUGUGCAUCACAACAACGACAACAAUUACUAUGCCUUCACUCAAGAGUUUUAUCAGAAGCUUGGCGAGGGUACAAACAUGUCCAUCGACAGUCUACAGACAAGCAAUGCCGGAGGAUCUGUUUCGAUGUCUGUUGAUAACAGUAGUGUCGGUUCCAGCGAUUCUCUGAUUGGUCACCCGGGUCUGAAGCCCAUGCGCCAUGUGUACUCCUUGUCUGUUGGGCAAAGCGUGUUUCGUCCAGGAAAAGUUACCCAUGCACUCAAUGACGACGCCUUAGCACAAGCUUUGAUGGACAGCCGGUAUCCAACCGAGGGGCUUGAGAACUAUGAAGAAUGGACUGCCGAUUUGAGGAAACUUCAUAUGGGUCCUGCGUUUGCUCAAGGGGCUUUCGGUAAGUUGUAUAAAGGGACAUACAAUGGGGAAGAUGUCGCGAUUAAGAUCCUCGAGAGGCCGGAGAAUAGCCCAGAAAAGGCACAGGCCAUGGAACAGCAGUUUCAGCAGGAGGUAUCAAUGCUUGCAAAUUUGAAACACCUGAACAUCGUGAGAUUCAUCGGAGCUUGUCGUAAGCCAAUGGUGUGGUGCAUCAUAACUGAGUAUGCAAAGGGAGGUUCGGUUAGGCAGUUCCUGACGAAGAGACAGAACCGAGCUGUGCCGUUGAAACUGGCAGUUAAGCAGGCAUUGGAUGUUGCAAGGGGAAUGGCAUAUGUGCACGAGCGUAACUUUAUCCAUCGGGAUUUGAAAUCGGAUAACCUUUUGAUAGCAGCUGAUAAAUCCAUCAAGAUUGCAGAUUUUGGCGUUGCACGAAUCGAGGUCCAGACCGAAGGGAUGACACCAGAGACUGGGACUUACCGAUGGAUGGCCCCGGAAAUGAUCCAGCACAGGCCGUAUACCCAGAAAGUGGAUGUGUAUAGCUUCGGGAUCGUGCUGUGGGAGCUGAUAACGGGUCUGCUCCCAUUCCAGAACAUGACGGCAGUGCAGGCUGCGUUUGCGGUGGUGAACAGGGGUGUACGCCCGACCAUCCCGAGCGACUGCCUCCCGGUUCUGAGCGACAUUAUGAGCCGCUGCUGGGAUUCCAAUCCUGAGGUUCGCCCGUCGUUUGCUGAGAUCGUUAAAAUGCUGGAAGCGGCCGAAACCGAGAUUAUGACGACCGUGAGGAAAGCUCGCUUCAGAUGUUGCAUGAGCCAACCUAUGACUAUUGACUAAAAAACUUACUUCCCAUAAACAGAGAGGAGGAGAAGAAAGAAGAAGAGUAAUAUGAAGAAGGUAAAAAAAAAAAAGAGAGAAAGGGAGCAUGAAAAAAGGAUGCAUUUUUAAGAAAUGAAUUAUAUAUAUAUAUAUAUAUAUAAGUGUGUGUGUAUCUAUCUAUCUAUCUAUAUAUGAAGAAUGUAAUGUGAUUUUGGAUGGAGAUAGUAGGAGGAGGGGAAGUAACACAUUUUAGACCACUACUGAUUUUCUAGAUCUUUUGGGGAGGGGAGAAGAAGAAAACGUACGUGAGGAGUCAUUUGAUGUGUUUGGUAUGUAACUUUUUUUUUUGGGUUCUCUUUAUAGGUUUCCUUUCCACUUAUGUCUA